AUGGAUGCGCAGUAUCCGUUUGCCUCGCGAGACGACCUGUGGCGCGUCUUUGACGAGUUGAAGGAGCUACAUCUUGCGCAAUACUCUCAAGGAGAGAGGAUUGCGAGGCUGGAGAGACGCCGUGACGAGGAUGCGAGACUGAAGAAUGUCUGGGGCGCUCCUCUAUCGCCGUUUCCUACCCCCAUUGGCAGCUCGAUUCAGACAGAAACUACCUUCAACUCCCCUCCUGAGCCGUUCAAAGGCUUCGAUCAGGGUCAGCAUCAGGCUACGACUAGCUCUGCGGGUGGCCUUGACGGCGAGGAGGAGCCGCGUCGGGGAGCUUCGCGGGCCAACAGCGUUCGCUUUGAUGAGAGCGCGAUCCAUGGAUACUAUGGGCAGGCGAAUCGGUCCAGUACCGAGCUCCCGCUGCGAACUGGCAGUGGCAUGGGAAGCCAUCCGCUGACCGAGCGGUCUCUCUCUCACAGAUCAGACGGCCGGCAGAGCUCCCCCGGGGUUUCACUGCACUCUGCGCGGACUAACAGCCUAGGCCUAGACACUAGCAGCCGGGUUAUGAGCUCAUCGCUUGGCGAAUCGCCGUUGACCCCACCCCCGGGGUUGUUCUUGCUUGGCCCCGUUCCUUGUAUCAUCCGGUGCUGGCUGACAACCGACUACUCGAAUGACUCCCUGUUAUACGCAGCGGUCUGCUCGGGCUCAUUCACCUCGUCUCUUGGCUCAUGCAUGGUUCGCAAGCUUGGACUGGAGGGCGAGGUGGAUCACGAUGAAGAUGGUCGUCCAUCCAUUAAGCUGGCCCUGUAUCUCCCUGAAGCCAGCGUUCAUCAGUCCUCAUCUCGCUCUAGCAGUCCCAUGCCCCAGCUUCCCUCCCUGACAAUUCGGUUCUACGUGCGAGAGACGGAUCACGCGGACGAGUCUAUCCAGAUUAUCUUGGGAAGCGACGUGCUGCGAUCUCACAAUGCCGAUGUCCUGUUCUCUCAGGAUAAGAUCAUCAUGGUUGAUGACGAUCACCACCGUGUUUCCGUCCCACUUGUGCGCCCCGAGAAGGACUGGGUCUUCAAGUUCCUGCAUACCGCCCCCGAUACCUCUCAUCCCGAAUUCCGUCAGAGCUCCCUCGUCAAUGGACACCCUCCCGGUGGUGUGGUCGGCCGGCCUACGCAGAUUCCACAGUCAACCUCGGCGCCUGCCUCUACCCGCGUCUCUAUCGGUGAAGCUGACGACACGAAGAAGCCGCAGCUGCAGGAUACCAGCACUAGCUCUGAGGAUGGCGAGACUCCCUCGAACGUGACCGCGGCUGCUUUGUCCUCGUCCAAGCCUGAAGCUGCUGGCAUCUGGAAGUCCUGGCGUCGUGAACCCAAGCCUGAACCAAGCCACGAGAACAAUUCCAAAGCUCGCCCCAUGACUGUGCUAAAGCCCACCAAGCCCGCAACCCGUGGGAGCUCAGCCGUGGCGACCCCAACCAGCAAUACUGCCGAGAACGUCCAGCUUACGGCUCGCUCGUCCUCCGAUGGAUCGACCCAGUCGUCGGCUCCCAAUCCAAUCGGUGGUGCUUCGGCAUUUGGGUGGCUCAAUGCAGCCAGCCGUGCCACUGCCAACGCCAAGUGA
Messenger RNA from Penicillium canariense, 1596 nucleotides. RefSeq lists its product as uncharacterized. The coding region runs from base 1 to 1596 and encodes 531 amino acids. NCBI's taxonomy places the organism in Eukaryota, Fungi, Ascomycota, Eurotiomycetes, Eurotiales, Aspergillaceae. The transcript is spliced from 2 exons. The record is from RefSeq and is a predicted model, not a curated record.